AUGACAACAAUACCAACUUUAGUAUUAAAUCAACUUGAUGAAUCUGCACGUGGCCCGUCAGACUACUCACACUGGGUGAUACCUAAACUUUUAUUGGCAAGUGCAUAUCCAGGUGAAAGAAAUCCUAAUGCUCACAAACUUUUAAUUCGUAAGAUUAUUGAUGUUGGUGUUCAAGUUGUGGUUAAUAUUAUGGAAAUUGAAGAAUUAAAAAGAUUUACACCAUAUAAAGAUCUUAUGUUACAACUUGCUAAAGAAGAAAAACAAAAUAAUCUUAUAUGUUUCUUUGAUGAUUUAGAAAAUCGUGAAAUUGAAUUUAUUUCAUUUCCAAUUCGAGACCAAUCUGUACAUCAAGUCAAUCAAUGUGUUCUUGAUUUUUGUCUUGAACUUUGUGAUAGAAUUAAACGAGGACAAGUUGUUCUUGUUCAUUGUUGGGGUGGACAUGGUCGAACAGGAACAAUUAUUUCAAUUAUGAUUGGAAUUUUGUUUAAUCUAAAUAGUGAAGAAGCUAUAUCAAUGAAUCGUCGUUUGCAUGAUCAACGUAUAUACACAAAUGGAAUUGCAAGUCCAGAGACACAAUCUCAAAUAGAUCAAAUUCGUAUUGUUCUUGAUAUGCAUGAUAAGAACAAGGAAAAAAUUGAUAAUGAAACCAAAACAUGA
Rotaria sp. Silwood2 is the source of this 657-nucleotide messenger RNA. NCBI's taxonomy places the organism in Eukaryota, Metazoa, Rotifera, Eurotatoria, Philodinida, Philodinidae. The record is from the annotation of a GenBank genome assembly.